Molecule: messenger RNA, 2344 nt
Organism: Populus nigra (black poplar)
Lineage: Eukaryota; Viridiplantae; Streptophyta; Magnoliopsida; Malpighiales; Salicaceae
Product: lysM domain receptor-like kinase 3
Exons: 11
Coding region: 5-1915 (636 amino acids)
Biological process (GO): protein phosphorylation; innate immune response
Molecular function (GO): ATP binding; transmembrane receptor protein kinase activity
Source: RefSeq, a predicted model, not a curated record
UUCUAUGCUGACAAGCCCCGCCCCGCCAAACCCAACAAAACAAAUUCAUUUAACAGAAAACCGCGGGGAUUUAACUGAACACUACAAACGUCAAGCAUCGGUCAAAUCGUCAAAUCAAAACUCAGUUUCUCUAGUUCAUCUUCCUUCUCCUGGACAGGAAUUUUUCGAACCAAUGAAUCCCAAAUUAGGGUUACGUUUUAUUCUUCUGCUUUUACUCUGCUACUCAAUCGAAUCAAAGUGCAGAAAAGGCUGCGAUUUGGCUCUAGCCUCCUACUACGUUUGGCAAGACGCAAACCUCACAUUCAUCGCCGAAGUUAUGCAAUCAAGCAUCUUAAAAUCAUCAGAUUUCGACACCAUCCUCCGUUACAAUCCUCAAUUGCCAAGCAAAGACAGCCUCUCAUCCUUCAUCAGGAUCAACAUCCCUUUCCCCUGCGACUGUAUCGAAGGUCAAUUCCUCGGCCACUUCUUCAACUUCAACGUCAGAUCUCAAAACACUUACACUGACGUCGCUGAUACAUACUAUGCGAAAUUGACCACGAUCCCGUCGUUGAUGUACUUUAAUAACUACUCCGAGUUUAAUAUACCCGAUAACGGAAAACUCAAUGUGAGUGUUAAUUGUUCGUGUGGGGAUAGCUCGGUUUCUAAGGAUUACGGCCUGUUUAUGACGUACCCGCUCCAACCCAACGAUACUUUGAAUUCCAUUGCCAAUCAGACCAAUGUUACUCAGGAGUUGCUGCAGCAGUAUAAUGCUGGUUUCAAUUUUAGUCGAGAGACUGGUGUGGUUUAUAUUCCUAUCAAAGAUGCAGAUGGUAGCUACCGGCCCUUGAAGUCGAGAAAGAAGAAGGAGAAGGGAGCAAUAUUGCUGUCGGCAUCUCCACAACUCUCUCCACGAAUUCUUCAUGUAACUGGCUCCAAUAGACCUGUGAAUGCGACUAGGUCUCAAGGUCUUACAGGCAUAACUGUGGACAAAUCUGUGGAAUUCUCUUACGAAGAACUUGCUAAGGCCACUGAUGACUUUAGUCUUGCAAAUAAGAUUGGUGAAGGUGGCUUUGGGACUGUUUACUAUGCAGAACUGAGAGGCGAGAAAGCUGCAAUCAAGAAGAUGGACGUGCAAGAUUCAAAAGAAUUUUUUGCUGAGCUCAAGGUUUUAACACAUGUUCACCACCUGAACCUGGUUCGAUUAAUAGGAUAUUGUGUGGAGGGUUCUCUUUUCGUAGUUUACGAGUACAUUGAAAAUGGAAACUUAAGCCAACAUUUGCGCGGCUCUGGGAAGGAUCCAUUGACAUGGUCUACAAGAGUGCAAAUUGCCCUUGAUUCAGCUAGAGGUCUUGAAUAUAUCCAUGAGCAUACUGUCCCUGUUUAUAUUCAUCGUGAUAUUAAAUCAGCAAACAUACUGAUAGACAAGAACUUCAGGGGAAAGGUUGCAGAUUUUGGAUUAGCAAAACUAACUAAGGUUGGGAGUGCAUCUCUCCUUACACGUCUUGUGGGUACAUUUGGAUACAUGUCGCCAGAAUAUGCUCAAUAUGGUGAUGUUUCUCCAAAAUUAGAUGUUUUUGCAUUUGGAGUUGUCCUCUAUGAACUUAUUUCUGCUAAAGAAGCUAUCGUCAAGGCAAAUGAUUCUAGUGCUGAAUCAAGGGGCCUUAUUGCUUUGUUUGAGAAUGUUCUAAAUCAGCCUGAUCCUGGAGAAGAUCUUCGCAAAUUAGUUGACCCAAGGCUUGGAGAAGACUAUCCACUCGAUUCAGUUCGAAAGGUGGCCCAGCUUGCCGAGGCAUGCACUCAUGAGAAUCCUCAGGUGCGGCCGAGUAUGAGAUCCAUUGUGGUUGCCUUGAUGACUCUUUCAUCAUCGACCGAGGAUUGGGAUGUUGGCUCCUUCUAUGAAAAUAAAGAUCUUGUCAAUCUGAUGUCAGGAAGAUAAAAGGCAAUGCAACGGCAUCACUCAUGUCAAAGCUUGCCUUCCAUGAAGAGCGGACGGUGACAUGACAAACUCCUCUAACAGUGAAGCCCCACGGCCCCCGAAGCAGAGUUUUGGAUUUGAGUUGGGGGAAAGAGAUGGCUUCUUGUUUGCACCUCCCUCAUCUAAUUUGAGUUGUUUUGGUAAAAGGAAGUUGGAAAACUGGCUGGAUUUUCUUUGAUUAAUAUUUUACAAGAAGCCAUAGCUAGCAGAUGUAAGGCUGUAUCAUGGCAGUAAUGUAAGGCGGGAAAAACUUUUUCCUGUACUUCAAUAAUUACGAUUAGGGUAGACUUGGACGUGGCAUACUAUAAAACCCAUCGACACAGUAAUUGAUUCUCUAUAGUCUAUAUACAAUAUACAAGAGAGGAACAGGGAAUAUCAUUGUUUUCCAAA